Messenger RNA from Mustela lutreola (European mink), 1543 nucleotides. It is a transcript of the gene SGCA, whose product is annotated as sarcoglycan alpha. Bases 179 to 1339 code for a protein of 386 amino acids. The transcript has 11 exons. Gene Ontology annotation, cellular component: sarcoglycan complex; membrane. NCBI's taxonomy places the organism in Eukaryota, Metazoa, Chordata, Mammalia, Carnivora, Mustelidae. Gene Ontology annotation, molecular function: calcium ion binding. The record is from RefSeq and is a predicted model, not a curated record.
CCAGGUCCGGGCAUAUGGAGAUAAAAAGAUUCUAGUCUCCCCCACCCCCUGCAGUGCUGUACCCGGGGCCCAGCGGGCACCCAGCUGGGCCUAGCAGAGGAAGGCAGCACAGAGCGCCUGCAGGGAGGAGAGGAGGCCUGUGUCAAGUCUUGCCAGGGGCCGGCAGGCUGGGGCAGUCAUGGCAGCCGCUCUAAUCUGGAUUCUUCUUGCAGUUCUCCUGGCAGGGCUGGGGGAUGCGGAGGCCCCGCAGACCACCCUGCAGCCUCUUGUGGGCCGCGUCUUCGUGCACACCCUGGACCAGGAAGCGGCCCUGCGUCAUCCCGAGCACACCGAUGUCCCCUCCACCACCCCUGUCACCUACCACGCCCACCUCCAGGGACACCCAGACCUGCCCCGGUGGCUCCGCUACACCCAGCGCAGCCCCUGCCAGCCUGGCUUCCUCUACGGCACCCCCACCCCUGAAGAUCGUGGGCGCCAGGUCAUCGAGGUCACAGCCUACAAUCGGGACAGCUUUGACACCACCCGGCAGAGGCUGGUGCUGCUGAUUGGGGAUCCAGAAGGCCCCCUGCUGCCAUACCAAGCUGAGUUCCUCGUAUGCAGCCACGAUGUGGAGGAGGUGCUGCCUUCAACGCCUGCCAGUCGCUUCCUCACAGCCUUGGGAGGGCUCUGGCAGCCGGGGGAGCUCCAGCUACUCAACAUUACCUCCGCCUUGGACCGUGGGGGCCGCGUCCCCCUUCCUAUUGAGGGUCGCAAGGAAGGGGUUUACAUCAAGGUGGGCUCUACCUCACCCUUCUCCACUUGCCUGAAGAUGGUGGCAUCUCCAGACAGCCACGCUCGCUGUGCCCAGGGUCAGCCUCCACUUCUGUCCUGCUAUGACACCUUGGCGCCUCACUUCCGCGUUGACUGGUGCAAUGUGUCCCUGGUGGAUAAGUCAGUGCCAGAGCCCGCCGAUGAAGUGCCCACCCCAGGUGAUGGGAUUCUGGAGCAUGACCCGUUCUUCUGUCCACCGACUGAGGCCACGGACCGAGACUUCCUCACCGACGCCCUGGUCACCCUCCUGGUGCCCCUGCUGGUGGCUUUGCUGCUCACUGCGUUGCUGGCUUACAUCAUGUGCUGCCGGCGGGAGGGACAGCUGAAGAGAGACCUGGCCACCUCGGACAUCCAGAUGGUCCACCACUGCACCAUCCGCGGGAACACAGAGGAGCUGCGGCAGAUGGCAUCCAGUCGGGAGGUGCCCCGGCCACUGUCCACGCUGCCCAUGUUCAACGUGCGCACCGGCGAGCGGCUGCCUCCGCAAGUGGACAGCGCCCAGGUGCCCCUCAUCCUGGACCAGCACUGAGGGCGUAACCAGUUCCAGGCCCAGCCUCCUCCUCCUCCUCUCCCCACACGCAUGGAGCCGCGGACCCACAGCCACAUCCUUCCUGGGGAUUUGGGCUCCUGGCCUGAGGGCCCCCAGGCUUGGAACAAACAGAGAAAUGGCGGCAGGGGAGGUGAGGGUGUCUGGGGUCAGGAUCCCCCGAAUAAAUAGUUGCUGCUGUCCUCA